UCAAGUCUUCCAUCCAUCAUGUUGGCGCACCGACUGGUAGUCGGCAGCCGGCGGUACUUUGCAUCGGCAACAGCUUCAACCCAUGUGCAUGCUCCAUUGAGCCCCGAGAUCCAAGCCUUGCUGGAGACGUUCCGGUCAAACCCAAGGGAUGCAACGACCAAACUGCUUCAAGAGCCGGCCGACAGCUUGCCUGAACCAGCAGCGCUGGAGCACGUCGUGACGCAAUUGUUCCGAGGCAAGCACACAAAGGAAGCUCUCGACAUUCUCCAAAUGUCGUUGGACCGAUCGGUUGGAGUUGACUUCAGCAUUGCAAUCCGCAAGUCGGGCGCCCUGGACCGCCAAGAUUCGAAAGCCGUGUUGGCAUGGCUCCACGAGAAUGUCGACAAGAUCGAUACGAACCAACACGUGUCCAUGAUCCGCGUCUGCCUACGACUCAAGCACUUCUCCAGCGCUGUUCAUCUCUUUGAGCUGAUCCGUCAUCGCUCCUUCAAUGGACGGGACCUCUCCAAAGACGUCAUGCAUCUCUUGGCAGCCGCGGAAGCCAUACCGAAUGGUCGUUUGCGCUAUGACCUCCAGACGAAGAUCCUUCGAUUCCAUACCCAUCCGAACGAUAUCUCCGCCAUUGACCUCAUCGUCGAGAUGUGCCAGCGUCAGCCGGACGCUGCGAGUCACUGUAUACAAUGGGCUAUUGGUGCCAUUUACUGGCGGUCGAACGAUGACUGGCCGAUCCGUGUGGCGCAAAUCGAAUCGAUUUUCGCCACCGCGUUAGCCCGCGGCGUGGUGCUCGUGAGUCCCAUGCGUUUCUCGAUGAUUUUUGCCAAGUGCCGUGACCACGACCUUGACCCCGAAAGGCUCGUGCACGUCUUCCUCGCCAUGGUCGGCCAAAACCUCGUCGUUGCGAACGAGUCAUCGUGCAUGGCUGCUAUCCAUGCGUGCCAGAACUUUCACAAUUACGCUCUGGCGCUGACCCUGUUCAAGUACCUCAAGGACCAGCUCCACCAGCCCAUGACAAGCCGCCUGUACAACACUGGUUUGUACUCUGCUGCAAAGUCGGGCAACGAAGCGACUGCGGCAAAUUUGGCAGCCGAGAUGCUUGCGGCCAACGUAAAGCCAGACAAGCGAUCGCUGGUGGUGGUGCAGUCGCUCGCGGCAUCGCCGACGUCGAUGGGACUGCUUACAAAGUGCCCGCAGCUCGUGGAAUUCUUGGCCAUUUCAAACUCUUCCAUCAGGGCAGAGUCCACAGCUUCUCCCCGUCAACAUCCCCCGCUUCGGAAGCAGCCCUCGAGCAGCACCACUGUCAAAACCGAUGCAGCUCCCCAGACUACUCCUCCUGUCCCUGCUGAAGACAGCAAGUCAUGCACCGUCAUGUAGUGCAAAGGACAAGUGAUGGGGUGAUCUGCACACCAAAAUAGACAAUACGUAGAAAGUCGCCAUCCCCGAGAUAGAUGUGGCAGCGUCUACGGGCCUUGUGCAAAUCAUGGGUGCAUGGAUUCCAUUGUCGAUGCCGCCGACGUUGCGUUCACGCUUGAUCUUGUCGAUAUCGGAUCCUGCCCCUGGAAUGCUAUCCAAAGUGUUGUACGAUGCACAUG
Molecule: messenger RNA, 1589 nt
Organism: Aphanomyces invadans
Lineage: Eukaryota; Oomycota; Saprolegniomycetes; Saprolegniales; Verrucalvaceae
Exons: 3
Coding region: 19-1371 (450 amino acids)
Molecular function (GO): protein binding
Source: RefSeq, a predicted model, not a curated record